Messenger RNA from Procambarus clarkii (red swamp crayfish), 1089 nucleotides. RefSeq lists its product as uncharacterized. NCBI's taxonomy places the organism in Eukaryota, Metazoa, Arthropoda, Malacostraca, Decapoda, Cambaridae. The record is from RefSeq and is a predicted model, not a curated record.
AUGGCGGGAGAGACGGGGCAAGCUGGCGGUCAUGGCGGGAGAGACGGGGCAAGCUGGCGGUCAUGGCGGGAGAGACGGGGCAAGCUGGCGGUCAUGGCGGGAGAGACGGGGCAAGCUGGCGGUCAUGGCGGGAGAGACGGGGCAAGCUGGCGGUCAUGGCGGGAGAGACGGGGCAAGCUGGCGGUCAUGGCGGGAGAGACGGGGCAAGCUGGCGGUCAUGGCGGGAGAGACGGGGCAAGCUGGCGGGAGAGACGGGACAAGCUAGCGGUCAUGGCGGGAGAGACGGGGCAAGCUGGCGGGAGAGACGGGGCAAGCUGGCGGUCAUGGCGGGAGAGACGGGGCAAGCUGGCGGUCAUGGCGGGAGAGACGGGGCAAGCUGGCGGUCAUGGCGGGAGAGACGGGGCAAGCUGGCGGUCAUGGCGGGAGAGACGGGGCAAGCUGGCGGGAGAGACGGGACAAGCUAGCGGUCAUGGCGGGAGAGACGGGGCAAGCUGGCGGGAGAGACGGGAUCGACAAGCUAGCGGUCAUGGCGGGAGAGACGGGGCAAGCUGGCGGUCAUGGCGGGAGAGACGGGGCAAGCUGGCGGUCAUGGCGGGAGAGACGGGGCAAGCUGGCGGUCAUGGCGGGAGAGACGGGGCAAGCUGGCGGUCAUGGCGGGAGAGACGGGGCAAGCUGGCGGUCAUGGCGGGAGAGACGGGGCAAGCUGGCGGUCAUGGCGGGAGAGACGGGGCAAGCUGGCGGUCAUGGCGGGAAACGGGGCAAGCUGGCGGUCAUGGCGGGAGAGACGGGGCAAGCUGGCGGUCAUGGCGGGAAACGGUGCAAGCUGGCGGUCAUGGCGGGAAACGGGGCAAGCUGGCGGUCAUGGCGGGAAACGGGGCAAGCUGGCGGUCAUGGCGGGAAACGGGGCAAGCUGGCGGUCAUGGCGGGAAACGGGGCAAGCUGGCGGUCAUGGCGGGAAACGGGGCAAGCUGGCGGUCAUGGCGGGAAACGGGGCAAGCUGGUGGCUGUGACAAGAGAAUGGCUGGGCAAGCUGGCGGCCGUAAUUUAAAGGAGUUGGUGGGGCUAGCUGGCGGCGCUAAAAGGUGUUGA